CAGGGUCAGUAGCAUACAUGACUAGCACAACGUGGAGCGUCUGCUGUUAUUUCUUCUGCUAUAGCUUUGAUAAAGUACCCAUUUCGUGUACCUUAUGUAUUAUAUGAAAAUAUGACAAUAUUGUAAAAGUGAAGUUUGUAAUCUCAUCUGGAGGAGUAUUUCAGUUAUUCGGUUCUUCAAAUACAUAACAUGGCACCACAAAAAGGAAAACAAGCAACGAAAGGCCAGAAACAAAUUGUCGAAGAAAAUGCAGCAACUUUAAAUUUUUAUCGAAAUAUGGUUUUUGUUGCAAAUGGAAUAUAUCUGACAGUAACAUGUGUUACUUCAGAUACAUUUAAUAUACAAAUGAUUAUAUUAUUCUUAUUUGCUGCUGCUGCAUAUGUAGGAAGCUUUCAGUUUAUGGCAUAUAUGGCAAAACCAAAUUAUGCAGACUCAGGACAACUUCUGGACAGUGGAGUUGACCUCAAUAUGGAAGGAGGUAUUGCAGAGCAUUUGAAAGAUCUCAUCAUAUUAACAUCUGGAUGCCAACUGUUAUCUCUUAUAUCAAAUUAUUUUUGGUUACUGUGGUUGUUGGCUCCAUUUCGUGGCUUCUGGUUGCUGUGGGUUGGUCUCCUUUCUCCAUGGUUCUUUCAUCAAGCUCCUGCAUCACAAGAAAUUGAUGAGAAAAAGCAGAAGAAGCUAGAGAGGCGGAUGAAGAGGCACUGAUUAUCGCAUGUCCAUGCUGUACAUUUCCAUUAACUUACUUUCACUUCUGUAUGUUCUUUCAUAUCAGUAGCACAUUUUCUUAUGAGUGGAGUGAUAUCAACAUGGGUGCUUUCCAGGUUGCAGUUACAUGUAAAAUUCAGUGUGGAACAGUGCAAAUCAAAAUAAACAAUUGCCACCAGAAACUUCCAAAACAUAGUACUUAUUUAUAAGCCAAAAUGUGACAUACAAAGGAUGAACAGGAAGGAACAAAGCAAUAAAAUGACUGAGGCACAAGGUUUAUACAGUUAUUUUGUAUUUGCACGGUGUUUAUGCUGUGUUUGCUCUGUUCUUGUUUGUUUUCAAAAGAUAUUCAGAUGGAGUAAAUAGACAUCCUAUUUAAAACCUAAUUAUUUUAUAUGUGUGUAAUUAUUGUAUGUUGCACCAUAUAGUGUUUGUAUAUUAUACAAUUCCAUAAUCUGAUUUCUUUAUGUAAAUUUAGUUAUUGAAAAAUUAAAAAAAAGUUUACUUAAAGAAAAUAUGUCAGUAUUCAACGUAUCUACAGAUAGCAUUAAUUUAUAAUUAACAGUGAACAGUGUUAGUGUAAUCACAGCUCAGUCCAUAAAUGAGUGGUUUUGAAUGAACUGAAAUACUUGCAUGGCAUGUAUUCCUAAUAUAUGAAUUAUAGUCAAAUUAAUUUUAAACAUUUAAGUUAAUUUUUGUCUUAUUUUCAAGCAAUUUGGUAAUAUUAUCAGUACUUCUAUGCCUUAGUCAUACCAAGUAUUCAAUCUUCUCUGCUUUGAUCUAAAAUUCUCAAGACUGUAGCUUCAUAAAGUCAUUAAUAUUUUUGAAUUAAAUAACAAUUAAUAAAGUUAAAUAAAUACUGUCGCAUAAAGAAAGUAAGAAACUGUACUGCCCAACUACACGAUGGAAUGACAUACCGAAGCAGAACAUAUUAGGGGAAAAAUCAUGCCUUGUAUCAAAUUCUGUAAUUUUAAAUAUGAACCUAUCAAAUUGAGUACUUAUAAGUUA
Molecule: messenger RNA, 1713 nt
Organism: Zootermopsis nevadensis
Lineage: Eukaryota; Metazoa; Arthropoda; Insecta; Blattodea; Termopsidae
Product: transmembrane protein 208
Biological process (GO): vacuolar protein processing
Cellular component (GO): intracellular membrane-bounded organelle
Source: RefSeq, a predicted model, not a curated record